GUUUCUUCCGCCCUUUUCGUUCCCGGCCCAGUUCGGUUUGCGCCGCAUCACACCCUGUCUCUGUUCCUUCUGGUGACCUACGAUAUCAUUGAAUUCUUCUUUUUCCUGCUUGAUCGUUGACUGCGUUGGUCGGUGCGUCCGCCGCGCUCUUUUCCUACCACCUACGCCCUCAAGAGGCAACCGCAAAGAUGAACACUUCGAUUGUCAACGUCUUGACGAAGGCUGCGCCUUUGUCUGCCCGGCAGUUCUCCCUUCGAGUCCCCUCCACGUGUUCCAUGCGCCCUUUCUCGACGACGACCCUGAGAACAGCAGCAGCCUCCUCUCGAGACAAGAACCGCGAGCUCGAGAAGCAGUUCCUGAACCCGCAAAAUGAGCAGUCCAAGGACGACUCGCCCCUGUCGGCGAUUACCCGGAUGAUGCAGGGAGAGGCCGGCCGUCCGUCCCAGAACGUGAGCCGGGAUUACUCCAGAAUGGCGGAGAGCCUCGAAGCCGAAAUUCUUAAACAACCCUACGCCGACCGAUCCCCUCCGCACCACCUCCACGUCUACGCGCACAAGCACAACACGGUCAUUACCUUGACCCGGCCAAACGGCAGCCCCCUGUUCACGAUGAGUUGUGGCAACCUCGGUUUCCGCAAAGGCGGUCGUGCGGGCUUCGAUCCCGCGUAUCAGCUGUCCGCACAUGUGUUUGCUCAGAUUCAGGAGAGAGGUCUUCUGCUCCAAAUACAGAGACUGGAUAUCAUCUUCCGUGGGUUUGCUCUCGGCCGGGAAGCGUUCACGAAGGUCCUGCUGGGAAAUGAGGGCAAAAACGUUCGAGGACUUGUUAGCCGGGUAACGGACGCUACCAGAAUCAAGUUCGGUGGUACCAGGAGCCGGAAGGUUCGCCGGCUGGGUUAAGCCAUUCGUUUUUGUUUGGGAAAUGUUUAUGUCUUUGAUUGCGGAGGAAGAAUACAUCCAUUUCGACGGGUUUCGUGAGGGGAUCGAAAGGGAUCCCCCGGGUUUCAUGUUUAUUUGAGUGACCCAACACUUGUACACUAGUUGGCUUAUUCCAGAGACCAGGAAAGGCCUGAAUCCAAUGUAGCUACCGUAUUCUGCCUCC
Molecule: messenger RNA, 1098 nt
Organism: Aspergillus candidus
Lineage: Eukaryota; Fungi; Ascomycota; Eurotiomycetes; Eurotiales; Aspergillaceae
Product: mitochondrial 37S ribosomal protein uS11m
Exons: 1
Coding region: 189-896 (235 amino acids)
Biological process (GO): ribosomal small subunit assembly; maturation of SSU-rRNA from tricistronic rRNA transcript (SSU-rRNA, 5.8S rRNA, LSU-rRNA); translation
Cellular component (GO): mitochondrial small ribosomal subunit; ribosome
Molecular function (GO): small ribosomal subunit rRNA binding; mRNA 5'-UTR binding; structural constituent of ribosome
Source: RefSeq, a predicted model, not a curated record